Chelonus insularis is the source of this 3935-nucleotide messenger RNA. RefSeq lists its product as uncharacterized. The transcript is spliced from 8 exons. The record is from RefSeq and is a predicted model, not a curated record. Bases 264 to 3326 code for a protein of 1020 amino acids. NCBI's taxonomy places the organism in Eukaryota, Metazoa, Arthropoda, Insecta, Hymenoptera, Braconidae.
CUACGGUGCGACCGCAAAUUGACGGACAGACUUUUGCACAUCGAGUCAUUGAAAUUUUAUUUAUUUACUGGAGAUUUUAUUGCUUAAAUAUUUUUUUCUUUUUAGUUCUUGAACUCUACUUGGGUUCAUUAGUUAUUUUCAGUCAAAUGAAGUGACAUAAAUUGAAAUAAUUAUUAUAAACAAUCAAAUAAAUAAAUAAAAAAUUAGAUAAUAGUUUGUAAUCAACGGACUUCCGCCUUUUCAGAAGUUUUAUUAUCAUAACCAUGACUUGGCACGCUGGAAUGUCUAUUUGGAUGAUCAUAGCGUUGACUGUCAUCACUUUCACCACCAGUAGCAUCGCCGUUGCAGAUGGUGACAAUGAUAAACAAGGAGAGGUGCAACAGCAGAAGAUUAUCACGACGCCUGCAACAACGGAGCAAAGAUUGAAAGACGCUGAUCGAGAGUCUGGCGUAAAUUAUGAAGAUGAGGAUGACGAUGAUAAUGAUGAUGAAGAUGAUGAGAAUGAUAGCGACAAUAAAGACGAGGACGAAUAUGAAGACGAACUGCGAGACAUUGCUGAGUCCCACGAAGCAAUGUCCAGGGAUGAAAAGACCAAUUCAACAGAUAACUUAGGUCAUUCAAAUGCAAAUGUUUCUCCAGGUUCAGUUUUAAGCGCAAAAAACUUUGAUUCACGUGAGAAGAGCGUUGAAGAGAGUUCUGAUGAAAGCAUGACUUCUAACGAAGCAAUUAGUGCUGAAACAAAACUCAGUACAGAGGUAGAGGAGCUUAUAAACUUCAAACGUCAAACGAGAUCGAUGAUGAAACGUGUUCCAACGGUAAAAAAAGAACUUAAUACACAAAAAGAAAUACAAGGGAACGAAACUAUGUUUGAUAUACUGGCAGAGACUUUGGGAUCACUUGAGGGGAAAAAUGUUGUAAAAACUCGAGGAUUGAUCGACAAUAAUUCGUUGGAAAAUGAGAGGAUUAAUGAAGGAUCCUUUGUUGAGAGGAGACCAAGUGGAGAUGGAACGUAUGGGAGAGAAGAAGGUGGUGGAGAGUAUGUUGAUUCAGAUGUCCCUACGCAAAGCCUUGGAAAGCUCAACAAGAGAUGGCAAUCUGAUCUCAAGGGUUUUGGAACUCAUUUACCUUCUACACAUCCAUUGGAGCUCGAGAAAUUGCAAAAACUAAAACUUAGGACUGAAGAGUAUGCCCUAGUCGAAAACUUGAUGGAGUUAUUGGUGAAGCUUGCAGAGAAUCCAAAACGAUGGGAACGGGCUCACGAAUUGCUAAAGGACAUGGAGGACGAUCUAAUUUAUACGAGGGCACUGGAUUCUGAGAAACGUGAUAAUAACAAUUUCCUCGAGCAACCUUCGAACUCUAACACUUUGUCGGUAUUGGAAAAGUUGAAAUCAACGGCAGAGAAACCCAAGAAAAAAAAGAAGAAAAAGAAGAAGGUGCGAAAUCAAUUGGCUAUGACCACAGAGAUAUCAUCAACACCUACUAUUCCCACGACUUCACUUACAGAAACAACGACAUUUCCUUGGAAAAUAUAUCCUGACAGGUUCCUAGGGUCUUUGUGGUUAGAUUCUGAUCAACGAAAGCCCUCAAAUUUAGCAAAGAUCCAUUACGCAGUUUCAGCGAAACAACAGAAGUCAAUGACUCCUAAUCACCGUGACGAGAAUUCUGGGUACCUUAACGAUCAAGUUCCAGCCGCACGCGAUUCUCUAAGGAAAUAUCCCCUAUCAAGAAAGUUUCACUUUGGGAAGAUAAAUACUCACGAGAAGGGUUCGCCACUGGAUCAACACGAUUCGAAAACGUCUGUUUAUGGAGUUGAUACGACUGGGUCUUCCCCUAACUCUCGACUUCUGUAUUAUCAAUUGCCUAAGCCAACAUAUCUUAGAUCGAGAAGCCGUGAUGAUAGAUACGAUCAAUACAACCAAUACUCUGGAGAAGUUCGGGAUGAUGGUUUAAAUGAUUAUCAAGACUCUUUGAACUAUCCUCGAAAUAAGUUUCUGAACCAUUGGGGAUUCUUUAAUAAGCCUCACAAAUAUUCGAGAUAUAACUUAAGUCCUCCAAUGAGUUCUGACUAUGAAGAUGACAGAAGUAACUGGGGCACAAGAUAUCGACCAUGGCAGAGUUUCUGGAGACCAAUAUUUGAACUCGAAGAUGAGAAUGACACUGAAGGGAGAAUGUACGGGAAGUUUAAUUCCUGGUCGGCUGAGAAAAACAUGGAAAUGCCGCCAUGGAAUUUAGUUGAUGAAUCUUCAAGAUCAAAGGGUUACGGUAGAGAUGUAGUUGUGGCUGACAAGAAUAGAAAUCACUCAGAACUUAGCGAGGUGUUAAAGUCCAAACAGAUAGAAGAGAACGUCGUUCUCCCCAAGAUCACAAUGAAGACGUGGAAUAGUUUAACUUCAGAUCCAGCGACUUGGCCUUUUAAACUUUCCAGUGCAAAGCCCUGGCCAAAAGAUAAAAAUGGAAAGUCUUACAAUCCCAAUGCUGACCUAGUUAGGAAGCUUGGGCUUGAUAAACAAGAACAAUUAAUUGAUAAAGAUGACAAUAAGGGUGAAAUGAAAACGGGAAAUGAGAUUGAACCUGUGAAAGAAGACAAUCAUCAUUGGAGUAAUGAUAGAAAAGUGUGGCCUGUCGAAAUGUCUCCAAAGAUUCAGUCGGUUGGUGGUUGGGUUAUGCCUGCAGAUCAAUCGACUUGGACACCCUACGAAACUAAACAACGUCAGUCAUUCCAGCAUGCUGGAACGUCUAGGUGGCAAGAGAGACCUGAUAAUGCUUGGCAGGGAAAAUUAACCGACUGGAACAGUGAGUUUAGCAAACAACCAAGUCACUCAGCUACGUGGCCACCCAAAUGGAAGCAAUUUUCGUACCACAAGGUUAAUGCCGGGCCAAUCUCUAAGCCAGGUUCAUUGGAAGGAACUGCUCGAACGAGAAAUGCAUUUAUCGCUGUAUCUGCUGUUUCACCAUCUAAAUAUCCAAGUAAUAAAUGGAAGAAUGAUGUUGAAGAUACUUCAGCUGAUGAUAGCACAAGACAUAUUGACCAGGAUGAUCCUACAAGUCAACUACUUCAUGGCAACUCGAAAUCUUUGAUAAAUCAGUGGAAUGAAUAUAAAACCAACUCUGACAGAAGGAAUGAAACUGAUCCGCUUGAGUACCAACUUGAAGAGCUCCGAGAAAAUAAUUUAGAAAAACGAAGUCCUCCAACAGAAGCCACAUACUUGGUUUCUGCAACUUUAAACACGACAGCGAGCACAAGAGCGAGUGGAGAUGAAGAAAAUCAAUUGCCACAGAAGAAAAUAGAAAAAGAAAACACAUUGAAAAAAUAUGUGAAACAGUAGAUUAUUUAUUACAUCAUUUUUAUUAUUUAUAACGACCAAUAAUACGGAAAUCGUUUCCUUUUUCUGUAUCACCUCCACUAUCUCUCUAGUACAUAACAUGAUGGCAUCUGAGAAUAAAACUAUUGACCUCAAGUAAUUCGACCCUAUCGAGAGAAGAUUAAAUCAUUUUUGUUUAAAAAAUAUCUCCUAAGGUGCAAUCAUUAUAGAACAAAACUAUCUGAUCCCACUAGUUAAGGAAUUUUUUUUGUAUCCUAGAAUAUUUAAUUGAUAAAUAACUGUAACAAUACUGAUAAUUUGUACAUAUAUUAUGUUCAUCAAUACAUAAGCAGUCCAGCGAAACUAACAAAGAAACAUAUUACAAGAUAAUUACACGUAAGAGAUACAUAUUCAAUUACUCACGCACUCGAUCUAAGCGUAACAAAAAGUCAUUAAUCAUAAGAACCAGACUUCUAAUGGAAGAUCUGUGUUUCUCCCUUUCACUCAAAAAGUGUUAUACAUUAUUGUUGGAUACGUCCCAUACGAUAGAGACUAUAUCGUUUCUUUACAAAUGUUCGGCACAUACUGUCUAGAAUUAAAUGGUAUUCAAAGAACUCUAAUUAAGGAUAAAUA